CUGAUGACGUCAUCCGGCGCGGGACCUCCUCCCCUCCCCCUUCCUCGGCGUGGCUGCACGGGGUCCCCUCCGCCAUCGCCGACUCCCCGCAGUCGCCUCUCCCCGCUCAGAGCCCGCGCUCUCCCCAGCAUCCCCCUCAGCGAGCGCACCCCGCCCCCUCGCCGUCCCGGCGCGCCCCCCGCUCCUCGCGGCCCGCAGCGGCCCGCCCUAGGACCCCGGGCGUGAGGGAACCAGAGAACGCGCUGCGGCCGCCCGCGCACCCCGCCGCGCUCUCCCCGGGCCCAGUGGCCAGGAGAAGGAGGAGGAGCAGAGCGAGUACAGAAGUAGCUGCUGCUGCUGGUGGUGACAAUGUCAAAUAACGGCCUAGACAUCCAGGACAAACCCCCAGCCCCUCCCAUGAGAAACACCAGCACCAUGAUCGGAGCAGGCAGCAAAGACCCUGGGACCCUGAACCACGGCUCCAAACCUCUGCCCCCGAACCCGGAGGAGAAGAAAAAGAAGGACCGAUUUUACAGAUCCAUCUUACCUGGAGACAAAACAAAUAAAAAGAAGGAGAAGGAGCGGCCAGAGAUUUCCCUUCCUUCAGAUUUUGAACAUACAAUUCAUGUUGGCUUUGAUGCUGUCACAGGGGAGUUUACGGGCAUGCCAGAACAGUGGGCCCGCUUGCUGCAAACAUCAAAUAUCACAAAGUCAGAGCAGAAGAAAAACCCGCAGGCUGUUCUCGAUGUGUUGGAAUUUUAUAACUCUAAGAAGACUUCCAAUAGUCAGAAGUACAUGAGUUUUACAGACAAGUCAGCUGAAGAUUAUAAUUCUUCAAACACUUUGAACGUAAAGACUGUGUCUGAGACCCCCGCGGUGCCCCCUGUGUCGGAAGAUGAAGAUGAUGAUGAUGAUGCUACCCCACCUCCAGUGAUCGCUCCUCGCCCAGAACACACAAAAUCUGUAUAUACACGAUCCGUGAUCGAGCCACUUCCUGUUACUCCAACUCGGGAUGUGGCUACGUCCCCCAUUUCACCUACUGAGAAUAACACUGCUCCGCCAGACGCUUUGACCCGGAAUACUGAGAAGCAGAAGAAGAAGCCUAAAAUGUCUGACGAGGAGAUCUUGGAGAAAUUACGGAGCAUAGUGAGUGUGGGUGAUCCUAAGAAGAAGUACACACGGUUUGAGAAGAUUGGACAAGGUGCUUCCGGCACGGUGUACACGGCAAUGGAUGUGGCCACAGGACAAGAGGUGGCCAUCAAACAGAUGAAUCUUCAGCAGCAGCCGAAGAAAGAGCUGAUUAUUAAUGAGAUCCUGGUCAUGAGGGAAAACAAAAACCCAAAUAUUGUGAACUACCUGGACAGUUACCUUGUGGGAGAUGAGCUGUGGGUUGUCAUGGAGUACCUGGCUGGAGGCUCUUUGACGGAUGUGGUGACAGAAACCUGUAUGGAUGAAGGCCAGAUAGCAGCUGUGUGCCGGGAGUGCCUACAAGCUUUGGAGUUCCUACAUUCGAACCAAGUCAUUCACAGAGACAUCAAGAGCGACAACAUUUUGCUGGGGAUGGACGGCUCCGUCAAGCUAACUGACUUUGGGUUCUGUGCACAGAUCACUCCAGAGCAGAGCAAGAGGAGCACCAUGGUGGGAACCCCGUACUGGAUGGCGCCUGAAGUCGUGACACGCAAGGCCUAUGGACCCAAGGUUGACAUCUGGUCCCUGGGUAUCAUGGCAAUUGAAAUGAUUGAGGGGGAGCCCCCAUACCUCAACGAAAACCCUUUGAGAGCCUUGUACCUCAUUGCCACCAAUGGCACCCCAGAGCUUCAGAACCCAGAGAAGCUGUCCGCUAUUUUCCGGGACUUUCUGAACCGCUGUCUUGAGAUGGAUGUGGAGAAGAGAGGUUCGGCUAAAGAGCUGCUGCAGCACCAGUUUCUGAAGAUUGCCAAGCCCCUCUCCAGCCUCACCCCACUGAUUGCUGCAGCUAAGGAGGCCACCAAGAACAGCCACUGAGCCACGUCCGCCCCAGCAUCAUCGUGCCAAGCCUUCUAGGAAAGAAACACUCGUUUCAGGAAC
This is a messenger RNA of Arvicola amphibius (Eurasian water vole), 2046 nucleotides long. It is a transcript of the gene Pak1, whose product is annotated as p21 (RAC1) activated kinase 1. Gene Ontology annotation, biological process: intracellular signal transduction; protein phosphorylation; regulation of axonogenesis. Gene Ontology annotation, molecular function: protein serine/threonine kinase activity; ATP binding. The record is from RefSeq and is a predicted model, not a curated record. Lineage: Eukaryota; Metazoa; Chordata; Mammalia; Rodentia; Cricetidae. The coding region runs from base 349 to 1983 and encodes 544 amino acids. Gene Ontology annotation, cellular component: cytoplasm. The transcript is spliced from 16 exons.